CUAAACCAUUUGUCACGUUAACAAUGGUGGAUUCUCUUGGACAAUUGACCACGUAGUCACAAAUCACAAUAGUCGGUCAAAUUAAUCCAAGCAACCACAGAAAGGUCACCGCCCUUUUCCAAACAAACCUGAGACUUCAUGUCCAAACCCAACUAGAACACUGUUGUGACUUGUCGUUCCAAACAAACUAACCGUCCUCGUUCCAUCACUGCUCUGUAUCUGUCUCUGUCUCUGUCAUCGACAAACAAACGAAGCCAAUACUGUUUCUGGGCUCUCAUAAUUAUCGAAAGAAUUUUUGUUUUUCUCAUUAAUUACUGCUAUGGUGAAUAGCGGUAUCUGUGCUGGGGAUGCAAUGGGGUCAAUAAAUGGAUUGGUAAGUCCACCUGGGAAGCGACCUCUUUUUUCAUUUGGUGUAAUCUCUGAUGUCCAGUAUGCUGAUAUUCCUGAUGGUCAUUCAUUCCUUGGUGUUCCCCGGUAUUAUCGACAUAGCAUCCAUGUAUUGCAAAGGGCAGUACAAAAGUGGAAUAACCACCAGAAUCUUAACUUUGUGAUCAACUUUGGGGAUAUUGUGGAUGGGAAAUGUCCUCCAGGCCAAUCUCUAGAUGCUGUAAAGAAAGUAAAUAAUGAAUUCCAGAAAAUCAAUGGUCCUGUUUAUCACUUGAUUGGCAAUCACUGUCUCUACAAUCUUCCCCGUGACAAAUUACUACCACUAUUGAAGAUCCAAGGUCUCAAUGGCCUUGCCUACUAUGAUUUUUCACCUAGUCCAGAAUACAGAAUCGUCGUGCUGGAUGGCUAUGAUAUCAGUGCAAUUGGAUGGCCACAAGGUCAUUCUAAAACUUUACAAGCACUAGAAUUUCUUGAAAAGAAGAACCCAAAUUCAGAUAAAAACAGCCCAUCAGGAUUGCUGGGCCUUGAUAGGAGGUUUGUAAUGUUCAAUGGAGCUGUUGGGAAAGAGCAACUUGAAUGGUUGGAUGGCACACUUCAGGAUGCAACAAAGCUGAAGCAGAAAGUGAUCGUUUGUUGUCAUCUGCCUUUGGAUGUUGUUGCAUCAUCUCAAGAAGCACUUCUAUGGAACUAUGAUGAAGUAAUGAACGUAAUCCACCAGUACAAUUGUGUCAAGGCUUGCCUUUCUGGACAUGAUCACAAAGGUGGGUAUUCAGUUGAUUCCCAUGGAGUACACCACAGGUCCUUUGAAGCAGCCCUUGAGUGUCCUCCUGACACAGAUGCAUACGGACAUAUCGAUGUUUAUGACGACAGGCUACUGCUUUUUGGUACCGAUAGGAUUCAGAGCACCGAAAUGUGUUUUAAUCCUUAACCUGACUUGUAAGUUUAACAUUUUAUUUGGUUAAACUGCCAUUCAUCUGUACAUUAUAUUAUCCGCAUUGGAAUAAAUAAAUAAAUUAACAAGCCAUGGAAGAGCUCAUCAUUAAACUCAA
Messenger RNA from Populus trichocarpa (black cottonwood), 1436 nucleotides. RefSeq names its product manganese-dependent ADP-ribose/CDP-alcohol diphosphatase. Gene Ontology annotation, molecular function: 2',3'-cyclic-nucleotide 2'-phosphodiesterase activity; ADP-ribose diphosphatase activity; CDP-glycerol diphosphatase activity. NCBI's taxonomy places the organism in Eukaryota, Viridiplantae, Streptophyta, Magnoliopsida, Malpighiales, Salicaceae. The transcript has 3 exons. The record is from RefSeq and is a predicted model, not a curated record. Bases 320 to 1315 code for a protein of 331 amino acids.